Messenger RNA from Rhinichthys klamathensis goyatoka, 2355 nucleotides. RefSeq names its product guanylate-binding protein 1-like. The transcript has 10 exons. The record is from RefSeq and is a predicted model, not a curated record. Bases 139 to 2025 code for a protein of 628 amino acids. Lineage: Eukaryota; Metazoa; Chordata; Actinopteri; Cypriniformes; Leuciscidae. Gene Ontology annotation, molecular function: GTPase activity; GTP binding.
CCAAUUAGCUUUAAGAGGCCGGACCUGGAGGAGUGUCUGGGGAAAUACAGAUAGAAUGACAGGAAGCUACAACAUGUAUACAACUCAGAUCCAGCAACUGAAGUUAAGUUAAGCAAAAGGCUGUAUUCUCCAGUGAUCAUGGAUAAACCAGUCUGCUUGAUUGACACUGGGUCAGAAGGGAAGCUGUGUGUGCAGGAGUCAGCACUACAGAUCCUGCAGCAGAUCCAGGAGCCAGUGGUGGUGGUGGCCGUGGUGGGUCUCUACCGCACCGGGAAGUCCUACCUGAUGAACCGCCUCGCAGGGAAACAAACAGGAUUUGCAUUGGGCAGCACCAUAGAGUCCAAGACGAAGGGCAUCUGGAUGUGGUGUGUGUCUCACCCCACUAAAGCAGGAACCACUCUGGUGCUGCUGGACACGGAGGGACUCGGAGACGUGGACAAGGGAGACUCAAAGCAUGACACUAACAUUUUCUGUCUGGCUGUGUUACUGAGCAGCACUCUGGUCUACAACAGUCGAGGGACGAUUGACAACAGGGCUGUAGAGGAGUUGCAAUUUGUUACUGAACUAACAGAGUGUAUCAAGGUCAAAUCAUCAGAUGAGGAUGAGGACGAUUCAAGCGAGUUUGUGAAGUUCUUCCCUAGUUUCAUCUGGGCUGUGAGGGACUUCACCCUUGAGCGAAAGAUCGAUGGCAAAGACGCAACAGAGAAUGAGUACCUAGAGUUUGCUCUGAAGCUGAAACAUGGCACAUCAAAAAAAGUGAUGGAGCACAACUUGCCCAGGGAGUGCAUCCAAAAAUUCUUCCCUUCCAGGACGUGCUUCACUUUCCCGUUUCCAACUGCCCCAGACAAUGUGUCUCGUUUGGAAAGUUUGGAUCCUGCUGAUCUUUCCUCUGAGUUCCUAGAUAUCACAGAUCGUUUCUGCAAGUUUGUCUUUCACGAGAGCCAUGUGAAGAAGCUGAAGGAUGGAAUCACAGUCACUGGCAGAGUUCUGAGUCAUUUGGUGAAAAUGUACGUGGACACCAUCUCCAGUGGGGCUGUGCCGUGUCUGGAGAACGCUGUGAUCGCCAUGGCAAUGAUUGAGAAUGAGGCUGCAGUGAAAGAGGGGCUUCAGGUUUACAAGAGUGGAAUGGAGAAGCUUAAGGACUCCUUCCCUCUGGGACUGAAGGAAGUGUCCUCAGAACACCAACAUCUCAGCAGCUUGGCGACACAAACCUUCAUGAAGCGUUCCUUCAGAGACACUGACGGGAAGUACCUGAAAUCUCUAGAGGAAAACAUUAAUAAACUCUUUGAUGGAUACCUGUGCCAAAACGAGCAAGCUUCAAAGAGACGAUGUGAGGAUCUCUUGUCAUCCCUCUCGGAACCAAUGACAGAAAAACUCAAACAGGGCUUCUAUGCCAAACCUGGUGGCUAUGAUCUCUUCUGCAAGGAUCUGGAGGACAUUGUGAAGAAUUAUAACAACCAGGCCAAUAAAGAAGUCAAGGUCGAAGAGGUCCUGGAGGAGUUUCUCAAGCAGAAGUCUGUGGAAUCAAAAGCAAUUCUGCAGGCUGACAAAAAACUGACCGAGAAGGAAAAAAUUAUUAAGGAGGAAACAGAGAAAGCGACCCUCCUGAUGCAGGAAAUCAAAUCUAAAGAGGAGAAACAGCGACAACUGGAAGAGAAGAUGGAAGCAGAGAGACGGAGUAACGAAGAGAGGAUGAUACAGAUGAAGGAGAAGAUGGAUAAGGAGAUCAGGCUCCAGAGAGAGGAGGCUGAGCGUGCCAUGGACAGCAAACUGAGGGAGCAGGCUGAUCUGUUGGAGAAGGGCUUUAAGGAUAAGGCAGACAGAAUGAGCCAGGAGAUGGAAGAGUUCAAGAGACAGAAUGCUGAAGCUGAGAGUAAUAGAGCUAGAGAGUUUGCAGAGAUGUUAGAAAACUCCAACAAGAGACAUGAGGAGUCUAUGGCUAUGAUGAUGCAGCAAAACAGAGAACAGAUGGAGGCCAUCCAGCGGAUGAAUGCAAAGUCUUCAGGCGGAUGUUGUAUCUUGUGAAAUGCUUAAAUUCUGUGAUCACUCAUCAGAAUUUACUUAUUAGAGGCAUAUAAUUUCACAGUGAAAACACAGUAUAUAGAGGUAUAAUCUAACAAUAAAACAAUUAAAUUGUUCUCAUUCUAUCUUUGCACAAACUUCAGUGAUAGAUUAGGAAAAUUACAAUUCAUUUUUGUAUGUUUUGUGUGUCGAGUGUAAAUGAUCCAUGAUCUAUCAUAAUUAUAUGUUUAUUUGACAUUGCUAAGUAAUUAUAAACAGUGACAAAAAAGGUUAAUUAGUGAUUCAACAGUUUAUCUGGCAUUCCAAGUAAGCAUCAAAUAAACAGAUGGUAUU